Molecule: messenger RNA, 3843 nt
Organism: Microsporum canis CBS 113480
Lineage: Eukaryota; Fungi; Ascomycota; Eurotiomycetes; Onygenales; Arthrodermataceae
Product: multidrug resistance protein 2
Exons: 3
Coding region: 1-3843 (1280 amino acids)
Biological process (GO): transmembrane transport
Cellular component (GO): membrane
Molecular function (GO): ABC-type transporter activity; ATP binding; ATP hydrolysis activity
Source: RefSeq, a predicted model, not a curated record
AUGGCUAUCAACGAUGAACAAGGCGAAUCUUCUCGAAGAAAACUGUUACCAGACGGUGAAAGGCCCGGCACAUACGGGUCAUUAAAAGAUGUGGCUGCUACAGAGCAGGAAUCACUGGCAUCUCAGUUGCGUGUUGAAGAUGUGAAGCUCUCCUUUCUCAGCAUCUACGGCCAUGCAAUAUGGUCCGAAAUUGCUCUUCUUGCUAUAUGCUCUGUAUGCGCCAUAGUUGCUGGUGGCUUGGUUCCAUUCACACCGCUUAUCAGCUCUCGAAUCAUACUCGCUUUCGCCAGGGCUGAGUCGAAUGGUUACAGUGUAAAGCCGCUGCUAGACAAGUAUGUGGUAUACUACGUCUACGUCCUCAUCACAGCUAUGGUGACAUGGUUUGUCUCGACGGCUGGUUUCAACUUCGCAGGAGCCAGAAUCACGCGCAGAAUCAAGAUGCGCUACUUCGCCGCCGUCUUGAAGCAGAACAUGGCGCUUUUCGAUGACAGUGGAACUGGUGAUAUCCUUUCUCAUCUCACGGACGACACUAAAGCAAUACAAAAUGCCAUCUCUUCUAAAUUGUCGCAAACUGUUAGUGCCUUUGGCACGUUCGUCACUACCAUCGUAGUGUGCUUCGUUCUUGAUUGGGUCCUGAUGCUUGAGAUGCUCUGGUCUUUUGUGCUGGGCUAUGUAGUCCUUUACCUGGGCACUAAAUUGACUGUUCUGUAUAGCGGCCGCAGUAUUGAGGCAUCGUCUGCCGGAUCAGCCGUGGUUGAGGAAGCACUAGGUUCUAUCAAGACGACAACUUCCCUGGGGAUGCAGCCGCAUAUCCAUGGAAGAUAUAUGAACUUCCUAACAAAGGCAGCUAAGAACGGAUUUGUUCUAUCCUCCCUCAACUCGAUGCUUAUCACCGUUUGCAUUGCAAGUGGCUACUUCAACGUUGCCCUAGCAUUUUGGCAAGGGUCAAUACGGCUAACUGAGGGGAAAACGACAUUUACUUCAGUCGUAGCCAUCUCUAUGAUCUCCAAAGCUGCUGCAUUCUGUGUGUUAGGAGUUGGUUCGAACCUGGAAGCGUUUGCUGCGGCUACAGCAGGGAUAGGUCGCCUCUCACGAAUCAUACGGCGCGAGUCGUUGAUAGACUCGUCUUCUGACAAAGGAUACAUACCCAAUAACUAUGAUAGCACCUUGGAGUUUCGCAGGGUAAAGCACAUCUAUCCAUGUCGGCCAAACGUCGUCACUUUAAAAGAUGUGAGUAUCACGUUCCCAAUGGGGCAGACUACAGCUAUCGUAGGGCACUCUGGGUCCGGUAAAAGCUCUAUUUCGAACCUUCUUUUGCGCUUCUAUGAUCCCCUGGCAGGCCGUAUCCUCCUGAAUGGAAAAGAUCUAUGUCAAUAUCAGCUCCGCUGGCUCCGCCAACAAAUUGCGGUUGUCAAACAGGAAUCGUUCAUGUUUAACAGAUCUGUUUUCGAGAAUAUUGCGUGCGGUUUCACGGGGCCACAGUGGGAAGCUGUUCCACAGUCUGAGCGUGAACGAGCCGUUUACAGAGCCGCUAGCAUGGCUCAAGCAAGUGAUUUUAUCAAUAGGCUUCCCCAGGGAUACGACACGGUUGUAGGCACACGGGGUUCAAGGCUCUCAGGGGGGCAACUUCAACGAAUCGCCAUUGCCCGAGCCUUGGUAGGAAACCCUCGAAUUCUUAUCUUGGAUGAGGCAACUUCAGCGCUUGAUAGUGAGACAGAAGCCAGGUUGCUGUCGACCAUGGCAGGAGAAGACAGCAAAAGGACUACUAUAGUCAUUGCUCACCGUCUAUCCACAAUUCGCAAUGCCGACAAUAUCAUUGUUCUGAAUGCAGGGCGAGUGGUUGAGAGCGGACGACACGAUGAUUUGCUCGCUGCUCGAUCCUUUUAUUAUGACUUGGUCCAGGCACAAAAUAUAGAGGUCGAGGAUCACCCAACGGCUGCGGUCUCUGGGACAACUGGAGAUCCUGCUGGCCUAAGUAAUGAGAGAGUCAACGGUUCUUCAGCGACUGGUGAAUCCAUACACAAAGCCGUAGCUACCGAUAAUGUGGCCAACUCUACAGUUUCAUCUUCGCUUUUCUCAAUGAUUUUGUUCAUAUUCAGGCUCAAUGAGGGAGAAGCUCAUUGGCUUAUGCUUGGACUCAUCUGCUGCAUUGUUGCAGGGCUCGAAGAGCCAGCGUCUGCAUUCCUUUUCGGUAAAGCCAUCUCGGCCAUCUCACUGCCCCUGGACCAUACUGGGGAAAUUAUCUCAAAUGCUGCCUUUUAUGCAUGGAUGUUCUUCAUCCUCGCGAUAGUGAUGCUUAUAGGCUUUGCCGUCCAAGGCAUCACAUUUGCAUUCAGUUCCGAGCACCUCACCAAACGAGUUCGGUCACUAGCCCUCAGCCAGUAUCUACGGAUGGAUAUAUCCUUCUUCGACAAGAAGGAAAAUUCUGCCGCAGCAUUAUCUGGAUUCCUAUCCAACUCUGCCAGCGACCUGACCGGCUUGAGUGGUAGUGCCUUGGGUGCUAUCAUUAUCUGCAUCUCCUCGCUCGUUUCUGGUGUUGCUCUGGGAUUUGCACUGGGAUGGAAAUUGGCGCUUGUGUGCUUUGCUAUAGUCCCUCUGAUGAUCGGAGGAGGGUAUUUUGGAAUUUUACUUGUUGGUGAAUUUGAGAAAAACAACGAGCAGUUCGCGAACAAGGCAGCUGAAUUCGCAGGGGAGACACUCAAUGGUAUUCAGACCAUUGCGGCGUUGACGAAGGAGCAGGCAGCAUUGGCCGAGUUUGAUGCUAUUCUUAACGGGACCAAGAAGGAAGCUCUGUUGGCGAAUUUAAAAGCGUCUUUCAUGUACGCCUUGACACAGUCGGCUUAUUAUGCCUGUAUGGCCCUCAGCUUCUGGUAUGGCGGCCAGCUCAUCCUCAGCGGCGAGUAUACUCUCUUCCAGUCAAUUGCCGUCCAGUCCACAAUGCUGCUGAGCGCCUUCUCUGCUGGCUUAGUAUUCUCCUGGACCCCAAAUAUCGGCCAAGCGAAACAGGCUGCGGCGUCUCUGCAACGCCUGUUGGCACAGCAAUCACCCAUCGAUCCGUCGUCUCCACACGGGGAGAGACUCAGUCCUAUGCGCGGCGACAUUAGCUUCGACUCGGUCAGCUUUUCGUAUCCCUCGCGUCCAGGCCACCGAGCUCUAAAUAAAGUGAGCUUCAGCAUCCCUGCUGGUUCCAACGUCGCCUUUGUAGGAGCAACAGGUUCGGGCAAAAGCACCAUCAUCUCGCUGAUCGAGCGCUUCUACGACCCGAUUGACGGAAUGGUACUGGUUGACUCGAAGCCCAUCAGGUCGCUCUGUCUGUCUGAAUACCGGAAAUGUAUAGGACUGGUUAGCCAGGAGCCUCAUCUCUUCAGCGGGACACUCAAGAUGAACCUAACAAUCGGAUUGAGUGAUAAUGAAAAGCCCAGCGACGAAGAGGUCCAGAGUGCCUGCCGCGAAGCCAACAUCCACGAUUUCAUCAUCAGCCUUCCGGAGGGGUAUGACACCGAAGUAGGCAGUAGAGGCAACCAGCUCAGUGUUGGUCAGAAGCAGCGUGUAGUGCUUGCGCGAGCGUUGCUUCGACGGCCCAAGAUCUUGUUGCUAGACGAAGCAACGUCUGCACUGGAUUCACAGUCUGAAGCAAGCAUCCAGCAGGCUCUCGAGAAGGCCAAAGAGGGCUGCACAACGAUCACUGUCGCGCACCGGCUCAGCACGAUUGUCAAGGCAGACAGAAUCUAUGUCAUGAGUGACGGCCACAUCGUCGAAGCCGGGACACACACACAGCUAAUAUCCCUGGGAGGUGUAUACCAAAGGCUCUACCUAGCCAGCAAAAGCGGGCAGGCUCUAUAG